This is a messenger RNA of Chrysoperla carnea, 4275 nucleotides long. RefSeq names its product protein suppressor of sable (gene su(sable)). Lineage: Eukaryota; Metazoa; Arthropoda; Insecta; Neuroptera; Chrysopidae. Bases 190 to 4227 code for a protein of 1345 amino acids. Gene Ontology annotation, molecular function: RNA binding; metal ion binding. Gene Ontology annotation, biological process: negative regulation of DNA-templated transcription. The record is from RefSeq and is a predicted model, not a curated record. Gene Ontology annotation, cellular component: nucleus. The transcript has 12 exons.
AUUUGAUAAUUUGAUUGGAAAACUAAACCAUCUACAGUGAAAAAUAUACCAGUGAUAUAUCAGAUAAUUUGAUCUUCUAAAUUCCAUUUCUUAGUUUUAAAUAUGUGAUGUAGCCGAGGACAGACUUAUCGUUUUUUAUUCUCGUUUAGAAAUUCUAACUAGAUAUUAGAAAAAUUUAAAACACACGAAAUGGCAAAUACAAUCGUAUUAUGUGAAAAUAAUCAAAGCAUGGAAGAUGAAAAUAAUGAUUUAGAAGAUGGUGAAAUUGAGGAUGAUGACGAUGAUGUUAUUAUUGAAUCAGAAAUACCACCUAAAGAUUCCACAAAUCCUCCUAAAUCCGAGGCAAAAAAUGAUAAUAAAAAAGAGACAGUUAAUUCUGAAGGAAUAGUUAGUGUAGAUCUUUCUAAAAAUGAUAAAGAUAAGGAUAAAGAUUCUCGGAGUAGUCGUAGAGAACGUCGUGCAGAAAGAGCUGACAGACAUAAAUCUAGAAAACGGAAUUCAGCAGAAGCUGAAGAUGAUUGGGCGGGAAACGUCGAAAAAGCUAUUGCAUCAAUAAUAAAAAAGGAAAAGAAAUCAGGAAAGACUGAUGAUGAACUAAGUGAGGAAGAUGAAAGUAGUGAUGAAAAGCGACGAGGUAAAAAACGGCGACGACGUGAAAAAGAACGUAGGAAGAAGCGAAGGAAAUCUGUUGAAGAAAAAGUUCCAGAUAUUCUGCCACCAAGGUAUCCAUCACCUCCAGAAGAUGAAAUUGAUGAAGAUGAAAUGUUGUGUAUUCGUGGUGGAAGUCCAAAACCAGUUGCGGCACCAUUACCAUUAGUACCUCCACCAAUAAUUAUGUCCCCACUUCCAUUCCCCGAAGAUGGACCGUUUGGCCCGAACCAGUUUGAUAUGUAUGAUAGUGGAAGUUCUGAAUAUGAUUCUGACUAUCAAGAUCGAAAACGAUCCUUUGAACGUGACCGUGAUAGAAAACGUGAUCGUGAUAAAAAACGAGAAGGGUCAAGACGAGAUCGGAAAAGCAAAUCAGAUAAAAAUCGUGAACGUCGUCCAGAAAAAAAUCGUCCAGUGCUCCAAGAUUCCAAUAGUAUUUGUCUAUUUUAUAUGCAAGGAAAAUGUCAUAAGGGUGAAGAAUGUCAGUACAGCCAUGCGGCUAUGCCACCCAUGAAAUUAGAGCUAUGCAAAUUUUAUCUAAUGGAUUGUUGUGCGAAACGCGACAAAUGUCUUUACAUGCAUAGCGAGUUUCCUUGUAAAUAUUACCAUACGGGAUUACGCUGUGUUCAAGGUGAACGUGGCCAGUGUAAAUUUGCCCACGGCGGUCCACUCAACGAAAAUUUAAAACAAGUGUUACUAAAGCAUUUAGAAUCAGCUCCAAAAGAAAUUUUAGGUGAUUUUCCACGAUUAAGUCGUGAAGGUGCACAUAGCUUAGUGAAUGCAACACAAAAAAAAUUAAAUCAUGAAUACAAUAAUGAUGGUAACAAUACAAGUAGCAGUACGUCUGGUAUUCCAAGUUUAUUCGAUAUUAACGUUUCUAUACCGAAAGAAUUAGUAUCGAAUUUGAAUGGUACGUGUUAUCAAGAAAAUAAAUGUAAUGAUAAUAAUCAUAAGGGUACAACAAAAUCACCACGUAGUCGACCUUCUCGAUGGGGUAGUGAAAAAGAACAAGUUGAUGUUAGCCAAUUAGUGGCACAAAUGAAUCAACAACAAAGUAAUUAUAAUAAUGUUCCACAAUCGGUGUUCGAUAAUUUGAAUGCACAAGAUCAACAAAAAAUACAAAUGUACAAUAUGAGUUUUAAAUUUCCUGGAUUUUAUUCCGAUAAAGGUGAUCAAGACAUGCGAAUUGUCAGCAACGGCGACGUUGAUAUGCGAGCAUUACCACCAACUUUACCAAAACCAAUAAAUGUGGAUUCAGAUUCACAAAAUAAUGAUACAGAUCACACAAAUCCACCAUCACCGGAAACACAUAGUGAGAAUAAAAUAAGGGAUAAUGUUGAGAAAACUGAAGAAGAAAAAGCUUUAACUGAUCAAGAUAUGCGAUUAUUACCAACAUUGCUACCAGCACCUUUACCAACAGUAACUAAUGAAAACAGUUCACCGAGUACAAUGAAAAAUUAUGUACAGGCUGAAAACCAUGCAGAAAGUGAUAAUGGUUUGGAAGAAGAAAGAGAUUUGGAGAUUGAUGAGCCGCCUGAAGAUGAAAGUCUGAAAAUUGAUAUGAAUGACGAUGAUGAACCUGAAAAUUCGCCGAUUAAACAAGAAAAGAAUGAAACUGAUGAUUUACCAUCAAACUUGCCCUUAAAACAACGUGAAUUGUUUAUGCGAAUAAAAGCUCAACAAAAAGAGAAUUUAUUCAAAGAAGAGAAAAAUGAAUCUGAUGAUGAUAUUGGACAAGAUGAAAAUUGGUAUUCAGAUGAAGAUGAUGAAGAGAAUUCAGCACCUUUAUCCAAUGUACUGAAAAAUUUAGGUAAUAAAGAUAAUAAUGAAACGAAAAAAUCUGAACAAAAAAAUUUAAAAGAUGUGGAUUUACGACCGGCUGAAAUAAAACCAGGUGUUAUUGAACCAUUAACAUUACAGUCGGGUAGUAAUUUAAUGAACAAAUUAAGUGAAUUAUCAAAGGUUGAUAUCUCAGCUGAGGUUACAAAAUUAUUAUCAUUAGUGAAAAACCAAGCAAAUCAAUCUCUUCAACAGAGUACGAAUAGUACAACGAAUUCUUCUACUACAACAACCACCACGCCUUUAUUGGAUCCACGAUCACAAUCAUCACAGGAUCCACGCGAUCCACGACAUCGCGGUAGUUCAAAUACAGAAAAUAAAGCUACAGAUUCGAAAACAACGUCAUCUUCGUCAUCUACAGUAAAUAGUGAUCCACGUAUGAAACGUAAAACUUCCAGUGAUUCCAGAGAAUCAACAACAAAAAUUAUACCGAAAAUUAGUAUUUAUGAGCUAGGAACAAUUGACAGAUCAACUUCACCAACUGAGAAUCGUCAAGAUACGGAUUUAAGAAAUUUAUCAGAUGUUCGUAUGCGUGAUUCUGAUUUACGAGUUAGCAAUUAUGGCGAUACUGAUUUAAGACCUGGUGGUAGGUCUGAUGUAGAUCUAAGACAGUUAAAUCUUCCAUUUAAGCCAAUAGAAAAUUAUGUACCAGCGACUGAAAUUGAAGCUUCCAUUAGUUCACAUCCACCCAUUCCUUAUAGAGUACACGUAUGUUAUAUUCCACGCCCGGAUUAUAGCGGUUUAAAACUUAGUGCAAAAGAUGCUCAGUCUUCGGCAGAUCCCAGAAUACGAAAAAUAUUCCGAUUAUCUACAACACCAAAAGUAAUAAAUGAAAUUGCAUCACCAGAACCAUCAACACCAGCAUCGCCACCAAGUUCGCAGAGUACGCAAUCGAAUCCAAGUAUCUUAUCGCCAAAGAGUUCUGAUCCAAGACGUGCUGAUCCACGAAUGCAACGUAAAUUAAGUAAUACAGAACCUAAGGAUGUUUCACAACCACAACAGCAACAAACGACUUCAAAUAUACCAUUAGAACAAAUGGCGAUGAUAAAUGGAACUAAUUUGGAUUAUAACCAACAAAUGCAGCUACUACAAAAUUCAACAUUCUACCAAGGAUUAAACAAUAAUCAAAAAUUAAUAUUGAAUCAAGCAAUUUCUUCGCAAAAAUCAGAACAAAAUAGUUUACAAAAUGAUCCAAUUUUAGCAGCGGUUCUUGCAAAUCUUGGAUUAACGAAUAAUCCAUUGAAUACAAAUUCAAUUUUAAAUCCAGCAUUAGGUUUAAUGUCUUUAUUAAAUUUAAGUUCAAAUUUAAACACACCAUUAGUUCAACCGUCAUUACUUGGCCCAGGACCCACGCCAUUAAUGGCAAAUCUUGGUGCACUAGGUCCAUCAAAUGAUUUUAAUAUGGGUGGAUUCGGAGUUCCAGGUAAUCAAGGUACUGGAUUAUUAGGACAUUCACCGUAUCAAAAUAAUAUGAGUGGACCACCCGGUAAUGACUUCCAGUUUAAUAAUGAUCAAUUUUUCGGUGGUAUGGAGUUCGGUAAUAAUGGUGGUAAUAAACGUAACGAUCGAGGUUAUCGUGGUGAUAGACAAAAUCGUCGAGGCCGUGGCGGGGGCGGUGGUGGCGGUAAUUGGAAUAGCGGAUCUGGUGGACGACAUGGCGGUAAUAAUCGUGGUAAUUUUCAAUCGCGAAGUGCUCGAUCAAAUAAUCGAACAAACAAUAGAAGUAGAACUCCUCCGUAAAAAGGUUAUAAUUAGAUUUAUAAAUUAUAUAUAUUUUUUUUAAUUUUA